Juglans microcarpa x Juglans regia is the source of this 1109-nucleotide messenger RNA. Its product is annotated as dirigent protein 17-like. NCBI's taxonomy places the organism in Eukaryota, Viridiplantae, Streptophyta, Magnoliopsida, Fagales, Juglandaceae. The transcript is spliced from 2 exons. The record is from RefSeq and is a predicted model, not a curated record. The coding region runs from base 267 to 809 and encodes 180 amino acids.
UAGGUUAUUAAGCGGCCGUGACAGUUGCAGGUUAUUAACAGCUUUACUGCGUUCUUGAGUGAAGAGCUCCAUUUCCAGCGACCGUUGGGUCGCCCUAAAGGUGAAGGAGAAGAGGAGGACCUCUAGGGUUUCGAAGUCGCCUGAGCUGCAAUCCACUUGUGGAAUGCUCUAAUUGACGAACAUUUCUGGGAAUCGGAAAGCGGGAGGGUUGUUAUCUUCUACCUAUGCUUUCAAUCUUGAUAGCUUUUUGAGAAGGUGUGCUGGAAAUGGAAAACACAGACACAGAGCAGGAAACAGAGUCUUCAUUGAGAGGGGUUUUCAAGUUACUUGGAGAACCUGCGAUUGUUAUUAAUGGGGUGCCCCAUAUGUCCCCAAAUGACAGCACUCCUGUUCUCUCUAACACUGUAAAUAAUGCAGAAUCGAAUGGGAAUACAGUUUUCGGUGACUGGUUGGAAGGGCGGACAGUUCAAAAGUUGUUCGGGGAGCAAUAUUAUUCUGGUAUGGUUACUGAGUUUGACAAAGAGUCAGGGUGGUACAGAGUGGUAUAUGAAGAUGGUGACUUUGAAGAUCUUGACUGGCAUGAGUUGGAAGAGGUGCUUCUGCCCUUGGACAUAACAGUUCCACUGAGAUCGUUAGCACUUAAGACUAUCAGGAGAAGCAAGAAAGUCGUCAACAAAUCCGGGAAAAAUGUUGGUCAUUCUCGAAUCAGUAAAGCCAAAAAUGUGGCAAGUAAGGGAAAGAAAAUUUCGGAGCAUGAAGAGGCAAAGGUUGACAAAGCUCAAUUGUUCAUAGAGGGUAAGCAGGAAUAGGUUGCACCAUUUUAAUAAAAUCCCAAAGACAUUAACUGCUUCGUGAAAAUGAUAAUUGGAAGAUUAGCGUUGCAAGAUGGACAGAACAAAAUUAUGUGACUCAGGAGAAGCCAAAAUGUGAAUGGCUGUUGUUACAUGGUAAACUUGGGACUGAGAAUCCGAUGAUUUUAGUCCGAAUGUUUGCUGUGUUUGUAGUUUGUGAAUUGUGGUGCAAAUGUAGUGGAAUCGGCAAAACUGACUGUACUUGUAUGGAACCUUUUUUCAAAUGUUCAGCAAUGAAUAAAGAAAUAACAACUUCCA